Messenger RNA from Anguilla rostrata (American eel), 2847 nucleotides. RefSeq names its product ATP-binding cassette sub-family G member 1-like. Gene Ontology annotation, biological process: cholesterol homeostasis; cholesterol efflux; transmembrane transport. Bases 171 to 2195 code for a protein of 674 amino acids. The record is from RefSeq and is a predicted model, not a curated record. Gene Ontology annotation, cellular component: membrane. NCBI's taxonomy places the organism in Eukaryota, Metazoa, Chordata, Actinopteri, Anguilliformes, Anguillidae. Gene Ontology annotation, molecular function: ABC-type sterol transporter activity; ATP hydrolysis activity; ATP binding. The transcript has 15 exons.
CCGCUAGUAAACAAUAAUAGAGUGAUUUCAUGUCUGCAGGAAUACAGAUCGGAUCUCGCAACAACUUCACAGUCGGAAAGUCAAGAAAGAAUACAAUAUUUGGGAACAGAUGUGCCAAUAGCGAUUUUGGAGAGCAUUUGGAUUACCUGACUGCGACAAAAAACUAAGGAAUGGCUUGUCUGAUGGCAGCCUUUUCAGUAAAUAACGCUGCAGUCACAAACUCCAUCAUAAUGAACACUAACGGGCCCCCCGACCUAAUGCUGGACCCCAGGACCGUGUGCGUGUCGAUCGACGAGGUGGUCUCCGGCAGCAUGGGCAGCGCCCAUCAGACUCCGCUGCUGCAGGGCCACCUCAAAAAGGUGGAGAACAACCUGACGGAGGCGCAGCGCUUCUCCUACCUGCCGCGGCGGCCCGCCGUCAACAUCGAGUUCAACGACCUCUCCUACUCCGUCCCCGAGGGGCCGUGGUGGAGAAAGAAAGGUUACAAGACCCUGCUGAAAGGCAUCUCUGGGAACUUCACCAGUGGAGGGCUGGUGGCCAUCAUGGGCCCCUCCGGAGCCGGGAAGUCUACCCUCAUGAACAUUUUGGCGGGCUACCGAGAGACUGGUAUGAAGGGGGAGAUCCUGAUCAACGGACAACCUCGUGACCUCCGCUCUUUCCGGAAGGUGUCGUGUUACAUCAUGCAGGAUGACAUGCUCCUCCCACACCUGACGGUGCAGGAGGCCAUGAUGGUGUCGGCUAACCUUAAGCUUCAGGAGAAGGAGGAGGGUCGGAGGGAGAUGGUGAGGGAGAUCCUGACCGCCCUGGGACUGCGGGAGUGCGCCAAAACCCGCACGGCCAACCUGUCAGGGGGGCAGAGGAAGAGGCUGGCCAUCGCCCUGGAGCUGGUCAACAACCCGCCCGUCAUGUUUUUCGAUGAGCCCACAAGCGGAUUGGACAGCUCGUCCUGUUUCCAGGUGGUCUCUCUCAUGAAGGCUCUGGCCCAGGGCGGGAGAACCAUCAUCUGCACCAUCCACCAGCCCAGCGCCAAGCUGUUUGAGCUCUUUGACAAGCUGUAUGUCCUGAGCCAGGGGCAGUGCAUCUACCGGGGGAAGGUGUUCAAUCUGGUCCCAUACCUCAGGGAGCUGGGCCUCAACUGUCCCACAUACCACAACCCGGCAGACUUUGUGAUGGAGGUGGCGUCGGGGGAGUACGGGGACCAGACAGCCAGGCUGGUGAAGGCCGUGCAGGAGAGGAAGUGCGAGAAGGACUACAAGACGGAGAUCCACAGGGACGGCCCUCUCAACCCCUUCCUUUGGCACAGACCUUCGGACGAGGACUGCUCUUCUGGAGAGGGCUGCCACAGCUUCUCUGCCAGCUGCAUGACUCAGUUCAGCAUCCUGUUCAAGAGGACGUUCCACAGCAUCAUGCGCGAUUCGGUCCUCACGCACCUCCGCAUUGCCUCCCACGUCGGGAUAGGCAUCCUGAUCGGGCUCCUCUACCUGGGCAUCGGCAACGAGGCCAAGAAAGUGCUCAGCAACUCUGGCUUCCUGUUCUUCUCCAUGCUCUUCCUCAUGUUCGCCGCCCUCAUGCCCACCGUGCUCACAUUUCCCCUGGAGAUGGGCGUGUUCCUCAGAGAGCACCUGAACUACUGGUACAGCCUGAAAGCCUACUACCUGGCAAAGACCAUGGCUGAUAUUCCCUUCCAGGUGGUGUUCCCUGUGGUGUACUGUAGCAUCGUGUACUGGAUGACAUCACAGCCUCCCGAGGCCGUGCGUUUCCUCCUCUUUGCGUCCCUGGGGGUGAUGACCUCACUGGUGGCCCAGUCUCUGGGGCUGCUGAUUGGAGCAGCGUCCACGUCGCUACAGGUGGCGACGUUUGUCGGUCCGGUGACUGCCAUUCCUGUGCUACUAUUUUCCGGGUUCUUUGUCAGUUUUGACACCAUACCCAAGUACCUCCAAUGGAUAUCCUACAUUUCCUAUGUCAGGUACGGGUUCGAGGGCGUGAUCCUGUCCAUCUACGGGCUGGACCGCGAGGACCUGCACUGCGACAAGGACGAGACCUGCCACUUCCAGAAAUCAGAGGCUAUCCUCCGGGAGCUGGACGUGGAGGACGCCAAGCUCUACAUGGACUUCCUGGUGCUGGGCGUCUUCUUCCUCGUGCUCCGCCUCGUCGCCUACUUCAUCCUGCGCUACAAGAUCAGCGCGGAGAGGUAGACCGUCUCGGGGGAGGGGGGGGGGGGACCCCCGAGCGCUGCAGCCGCCCCCCCAGACCCCGGAGAGAUCCGUCGCUCCCGCUGAGGGCCCGGUUCACACACCGUACAGGCCCCCGGACCCUCAUCUUUAAAGCGAAGGCAAAAAAAAAAAAACGCGUACAAGCCCACGUCUGUUUGUAUGUGUGUGCGUGUGUGUCUGUAUGUGCCUGUGCGUACGCCGCGUGUACCUGUGUCUGCGCCUGCUUUCCUCAUUGGGGAAGUAACUGAACAAAGCAAAGUUUUCAUUUUGAAAACUGUGCUUCACCUGCGCAGGUUUCCUGGAUCCAAAUUAUCCACUGAUGUGCUUUGGUCUGAAAGGUUUGCAGGCACGGUAGUACUUGAAAUGUGAUGACUAGAUUAGUCGAGAGGAACACGGUUGCUACACUUACAUGCAGCUUGUCCUGAAUGAGGAAAAGGAUUUUUCUCUCGCCAGUCCUGCUUUAUUAUCCAUGGAGAGGUGACUUUAAUGUCACUGAGAGCUAAAACUCACGAUUUGAAAAGAUUUAACUGGGCUAAUUUAGAACACUCCGGGUGUCUGCUAGAAUAGAAAUGACACUCCUAAUACACAGGCAUUUCAGUCAGCAUGUGAUUGGUACUCUGAGUGGAAACUGCCU